GUUUGAAAAUGUUAUAUAAAAAAGUCAAUAUCACUGUCAUCGUCAAAGUCCUCAAUAUUUGUAUUUAUUCUUAGCUGUGGAAAAACUUGUUUGUAGGAAACAAGUAAAAACUUCUUGUUUAAUCUGUUUUCUAAUAAACACCACUUCUUAAAAUGUGACAUUUAUUACAAAGGAGGCGUUUAUUAGGGGACAGCAUUUAUUACCAAUGUUUGGCUAAAAGUGCAGUGUUUAAUACAGGGCAGCAUUUAACAGAGGGAGACGUUCAUUACAGAAAAUAUGUUAGUGUGUUUUUACCUCAAAUUCUGUUUAAACCAAUUUGAACUGUUUAUUCUUGUUUGUUAGAAAUUGCGACCAUUUUAUGGUCCAACAAUAUCUUAUAUUAUAUACUAUAUAUAGUUCAACGAAGUAUGAAAAUAAAUAUCUUGCUGAUAACAGAACUGCUACAGUAUCACAUUCUUUCCUACUUGAGCUUAUCUGAACUUUGUUUGUUGCGACGAGUGUCAAAGUACUUUAAUGAAGAAGUAAUUAUUUAUUUCUCUAACUUAAAAACCCUGGAUAUUACUGGCUACAAAAACAUUUUAACCGAAGAAGGAUUUGGGUAUAUGGUCAUCCAUUUUAAACAAUUGUUAGAAGUAUACCUAACAAGCUGUUGGAAAUGUGCUUCUGCCAUAAACGUGCGAGUGAUCAUAAAUAGAUGUCCCAACUUGAAAGUUUUUGUUGCUGAUCAUUGUGGUUAUAUCGAUGAUAAUAUUUUAAAAGAACUGGGUAGAAGAUGCAAGAGUAUUAAUCACCUGGACAUAAGUUACUGUUUCAAUGUAACUGAUAAAGGUGUAUCAGCAAUAGCAAAGUGUUGUUGUGACCUUGAUGUCUUGCACAUUAGCUCCAACUAUGGAAUAACUGAAAAAUCAAUUAGGUCAAUUGCAAAAAACUGUAAAAAGCUUACGAAACUGGAUGUUGCAUUUUGCAUGAUACGGAGUGAGGCCUUUCAACACUAUCUAAACAAAAAGACUUCUUUAAAAGAAAUACGAGUCACAAAAUGCCCGAAUAUAUCAGAAGGUAUCAUUGAAAAGUUGGUGCAUCAAGUACAGCAAAUCAGAUGGUUAGUUUGCAUCAUCAGCAUUUGCAAAAACAAAACAGGAUGGAUCAUUUGUGACAUAUUUUUGGUAGCCUUCGAAUUGUCUUUUUAUUUUACUAAAAUGUCAAUCUUACUGUCUAAUAAAGAAUUUUUAAUGCUAAUUGUAGUUUUGAUUUCAGUCCGUUAGUUUUUAUGAUAUUAUUUUUCUGAACAUAAAUUUUCACAUUUUAGUUGAAUCACAUUUUAUAGUCAAAGCGUUUUCUUUUGUUACUUUAAUGGGAGAAAUUUUCAUGAGACAAAUUUUCGCGAGGUCAAAAAUUGGUCGUUUUUUAGGAUUUUCGAAAUUCGCGAAAAUUUUUCUCGCGAAAAUUUCUCCCAUUAAAGUAAAUAUUAUUUUAAAUAGAGUUUUUAUUAAAAUAUAGGUUUUAUCAGAGACUCAUGGAGAAAUUACAUAUUUUACAGCUAUUGUCGUAGUGUUGGUUUGUAUGUGAUUUUAAAAUGUGUGAUAUUUUGGGAUUCUAUUAAAUGGCUAAUACACUGAUUUUUUAACGUA
Messenger RNA from Hydractinia symbiolongicarpus, 1628 nucleotides. Its product is annotated as F-box/LRR-repeat protein 15-like. Gene Ontology annotation, biological process: SCF-dependent proteasomal ubiquitin-dependent protein catabolic process. Gene Ontology annotation, cellular component: SCF ubiquitin ligase complex. NCBI's taxonomy places the organism in Eukaryota, Metazoa, Cnidaria, Hydrozoa, Anthoathecata, Hydractiniidae. The record is from RefSeq and is a predicted model, not a curated record. Bases 408 to 1262 code for a protein of 284 amino acids. The transcript has 4 exons. Gene Ontology annotation, molecular function: protein binding.